AUGGGCUGCGGAAUUCCAAAUAGACCAAACAAAAACGUACUUCAUGAAGAGAGUCCUGUCGAUCAAACAGACGCAGAGGUGAUAAUAAAGGGCCUAAGCUCGAGAAGAUUAGUUCUUCAUUGCGGUAUCUCUUAUAACUUUAAGUCUAGAGGCGAGACUUAUUGCAUCAAAGUUUCACAGGCUAAAACACCAGAGACUUCAGUUGUUUUUACCUAA
Molecule: messenger RNA, 216 nt
Organism: Blepharisma stoltei
Lineage: Eukaryota; Ciliophora; Heterotrichea; Heterotrichida; Blepharismidae
Source: the annotation of a GenBank genome assembly